Vicia faba (fava bean) is the source of this 912-nucleotide messenger RNA. Lineage: Eukaryota; Viridiplantae; Streptophyta; Magnoliopsida; Fabales; Fabaceae. The record is from the annotation of a GenBank genome assembly.
AUGGGUUCUGGUUUUUGGUUUAAAGCAAUAAUUAGCUUGAGGAAUAGGAAGUCAAAAGAUCGAAGAUCAAAGAAAGCAAGGGGUACUUUAGCUCUGGAGAAGCUAAGUGCAUUGAAGUCGAACAAGUCUCCAGGAAAUGAGUCUAGUGAAUUAGCAAAUGGAAACCAAAAUGAAAAUCUUGCAUCAGUUGAAACUACUGCUGCAACAAAGAUCCAGACUGCAUUCCGGGCUUAUAAGGCUAGGAAGGCUCUACGACGAUUGAAAGGUUUCACGAAACUGAAGAAUUUAACACAAGGUUAUUCUAUUCAAAAGCAAGCCAGUACAACUAUAACAUAUCUUCAUUCAUGGAGCAGAAUACAGGGUGAAAUUAGAGCUCGUCGAAUCUGUAUGGUCACAGAAGACAAGAUCAGGCGGAAGAAGCAAGAAUCUCAACUAAAACUUGAGGAAAAGCUUCAUGAUUUCGAGGUUGAAUGGUCCGGCGGCCCUGAAACUGCGGAGGAAACCCUUGGUAGGAUACAUCAGAGAGGAGAAGCAGCAGUUAAGCGUGAAAGAGCCAUGGCUUAUGCCUUUUCUCAUCAGUGGAGAGCAAACUCUAGUCAGAGCCAAGUACUAGGCAGUUACGAGCUCGGCAGAGCUAACUGGGGUUGGAGCUGGAAGGAACGCUGGAUCGCCGCUCGUCCAUGGGAAAGCCGUGUCGCUAGCAUUAGCCCGAAGAAAACUCAAAAUAAACUAUCAUUCAAGGUUCAAAAGGAUAAAAAAACAUCAGCAUCUAAAACUCCGGUUUCGGUAACACCUCCUUCCUCCAAUGCAAAAGGCACUCCUCCUCCUAAAGGGAGUAGUACCAAAGGCAGGAGAUUGUCUUUUCCAACCACAGAGAAAGAGAAAAAUGUGGCUGAAGAAGGAGUGAAUUGA